AUGGAAAUGUCUUAUAAUUCGACAGGAGAAAAUGAAUUCAAUUCCCCCCAGAAUUUAACUGUACCCAGCGCAUCCAGUCCAGUUGAGAACAGCGUAAAGGAGCCUUGUACCACACCACUGAGCAAUGAUACUUUAUAUUCCAACACAAACAGCCCUUCAGAUUCUUGUGUGAAACCUCUCUGCGAUGCAGCAUCCGAAAAGAAAAGCCAGUGCAACGAAGGAGUUAAAUAUGUCUCCUCCGAAGGUGUCAAGUGUGGGUGGGGGGCUUUCACGCCUGCUUGUUUACAGUUCUUCAACACACCUAAGGGCGUCUUGUUAUUCCUCUGUGUGGCUUCUUUUUUGCAAGGGAUGAUAGUGAAUGGCUUCAUUAAUACAGUCAUCACCUCAAUAGAACGGCGCUUUGACCUGCACAGCUACCAGAGUGGACUGAUUGCAAGCUCUUAUGACAUAGCAGCAUGUGGCUGCUUGACGUUUGUCAGUUACUUUGGGGGCAAUGGGCAUAAACCGCGGUGGCUGGGAUGGGGAGUGCUCAUUAUGGGAGUCGGCUCCCUUGUCUUUGCAUUGCCCCACUUCACCACUAGCCAGUAUGAAGUACACCUGCCAAAAGAGAACGGCAUGUGCUCUUCCAACCAGAGCAUGCCAUGUGCGGAAAGCAUCUCGAUCCUCUCAAACUACAGAUUUGUCUUCAUGCUCGGGCAGUUCCUGCAUGGUAUUGGAGCGACACCACUCUACACUCUUGGAGUGACCUAUUUAGAUGAAAAUGUCAAGUCUAAUUAUUCCCCUGUGUAUAUUGCUAUUUUCUACACUGCUGCAAUUCUUGGGCCCGCAGCAGGUUAUCUGGUAGGAGGAAUGUUUCUAAAUAUUUAUACUCAUAUAGGCAAACAAAUGGAUCUAACCCCAGAUAAUACUCUCUGGGUUGGGGCCUGGUGGAUAGGAUUCCUGGGUGCUGGAGCUGCUGCCCUUCUCACUGCCAUUCCCAUUCUGGGUUACCCUCGCCAGCUGCCAGGAUCCCAGCGCUACAUCAUCAUGAGAGUCUCUGAGGCUCAUCAGCUGAAAGAUGGGAGCCAAGAAAUGGCAUCGGAUCCCGCCUUUGGGAAAACAGUUAAAGACCUUCCACGAUCAUUAUUGCUGCUUCUGAAGAACCCUACCUUCAUCUUCCUCUGUUUAGCUGGAGCAACUGAAGCCACGCUCAUUGCGGGAAUGUCUACUUUUGGACCCAAGUUCCUUGAGUCACAGUAUAGUUUAAGUGCCUCUGAAGCUGCUACCUUGUUUGGUUAUCUUGUUGUGCCAGCGGGGGGAGGAGGCACAUUCCUGGGAGGAUUCAUCGUGAAUAAGUUUAAGCUUCGCUGUUCCAGAAUCAUCAAGUUGUGUUUACUUUGCACAGUGACAAGUCUCCUGGCUGUUUUCAUAUUUUUCAUUCAUUGCCCUAACAUGCCUAUGGCGGGAGUAACGCAGAUGUACGACCGAAGCAUCUUACUGGAAAGCAGCCUAAACCUGACAGCAGCGUGCAACACCGAAUGUGACUGUCUAAGGGAGAUCUACAGUCCAGUCUGUGGAAGUGAUGACAUCAUGUAUUACUCUGCCUGCUAUGCAGGGUGCAAAAAAAAAACAUCAAUCCUCGAUAGUGGCAAGACGGUUUACUAUGAAUGUAGCUGUGUCCUGGAGAAUGAUCCCAGUGGUUCUGCCCAAGCGAUUCCAGGGAAAUGCACUUCCUCCUGUGAGAGAACUGUCCUGCUGCUUUUCAUGUUUUUUGUGAUUUUCUUUACAUUCCUAUGCAGUAUUCCGGCGCUGACCGCAACUCUACGGUGCGUCUCCGACCGACAGAGAUCAUUUGCACUAGGAAUCCAGUGGAUUGUAGUAAGAACUCUAGGAGCCAUUCCCGGUCCUAUUGCCUUUGGCUCAAUGAUUGAUCUAUCAUGUCUGGUGUGGCAGGACCAAUGUGGAGAACAAGGUUCUUGCUACGUUUACCAGAACUCCGCCAUGAGCCGAUACACUCUGGUUGCUGGAAUUGUCUACAAGGUGGUUGGAACAGUCUUCUUCCUGCUGGCCUGUUUCCUUUACAAACCGCCUCCCCCCGAAUCCCUACCAGGGAGCUCAGAUGCAUCGGAAAAUGGGAACUGUGUCCUCCAGGAGAACAAAUCUUCUCUCCAGACCCAAGCUGCUGACUAG
Molecule: messenger RNA, 2169 nt
Organism: Emys orbicularis (European pond turtle)
Lineage: Eukaryota; Metazoa; Chordata; Testudines; Emydidae
Gene: SLCO4A1
Product: solute carrier organic anion transporter family member 4A1
Exons: 11
Coding region: 1-2169 (722 amino acids)
Biological process (GO): sodium-independent organic anion transport; transmembrane transport
Cellular component (GO): plasma membrane
Molecular function (GO): thyroid hormone transmembrane transporter activity; protein binding
Source: RefSeq, a predicted model, not a curated record